Purpureocillium lilacinum is the source of this 2667-nucleotide messenger RNA. RefSeq lists its product as uncharacterized. Gene Ontology annotation, molecular function: protein binding. Gene Ontology annotation, biological process: regulatory ncRNA-mediated heterochromatin formation; negative regulation of RNA catabolic process. The record is from RefSeq and is a predicted model, not a curated record. Gene Ontology annotation, cellular component: catalytic step 2 spliceosome. NCBI's taxonomy places the organism in Eukaryota, Fungi, Ascomycota, Sordariomycetes, Hypocreales, Ophiocordycipitaceae.
AUGCGAGCGCCCAAGCACGAUGCUGCGGAAGAGAAACCCGGUGAUUACAUUUCCUUAGAGGGCACCCGAAAAUCCAAACGGCAAAGUGAGAGCGAAGACUCUUCCGACGAUGAGCAGCCUGUGUGGCGGUCCAUCAAGGGCAAAGCAACAUCGGGCCAGAUCAUCAAGAGCGAUCCGGAUGGCGAUGAAGGCGAGAGCUCUGCCGAGGACUUUGACGACACGGAGGGCGACAACCCGUUGAAGUGGAAGUCGAUUCUCCUCAACAGACGGGUCAAGGAGCAUCCAGAGGACAUCGACUCCUGGAUGGAGCUGGUCGAUCACCAAGACGACUUGAUGCAUGCUGGCGGGAUCAUCGACGGGAGGACCGCUGACGACACGGCACAUAGCUUCUCCGAAAUCAAGCUUAGCAUGCUCGAGUCGGCCCUCCCGCACGCGACAAAAGCCAAGGACCGAGAGCGAGUCUUGGACGCGCUCAUGCACGAGGGCAGCCAGAUCUGGACCAGCAAAACUGCGGCCAAGAGGUGGCACGAUAUUUCUGCGGAGGAGCUCGAAAGCUUCGCUUUGUGGAAGACGCACCUCAAUUUUGCAAUGUCCGACAUCAGUACGGUGGACUAUGACACUGUGAAGCAAAUGCUUCUGGACCGUCUGCACAGGGUUGUGGCCCGGAAUGGCCUUUAUACGCCGCAAGAUAUUCUCCAGGCCAUCUACGUCUUUCUGAGAGCCACACGGUUCAUUCACGAUUCUGGCUAUCAAGAGCUGGCUAUCGCGGCAUGGCAGGCGCUGCUCGAGCUCAAUCUCCUCAGACCGAACCAGAGACUAGGCCAGGCCGAGGCCCUAGAAGCCUUCGAAGAGUUUUGGGAAAGCGAGGUCCCACGGAUCGGCGAGGCCCAGUCGCUCGGGUGGAAGCAUUUUGUCGAAUUUGGCGGAGAGCCUCCGGCCGCAGCCAAGGCCAAACAAAGCAUCGAUCCCGAACUAUCCAUGGACACGUAUAUGUGGGGUGUCCUUGAACGUUUACAGGAGCGACAGGCCAGGAUGCCAGCCAGAACACUGGAUGAUGGGACCGACGAUGACCCGUUCCGCAUUGUCAUGUUUUCAGACCUACGGCCGCUGCUCUUUCAGAUCCCCGCCACGUUCUUGCCCACCGUUUACGAAGAGCUCAUUGACUCUUUUCUUCUGUUCUGCGGGCUGCCCCCUGCCUUCGAUUCGAGCCUGUGGACGACCAUGGCUCAAGGCGACCAAUUUCUCGCCGCCGCGGGAGCUAAUAUCGAGCAGAAGCCGGCGUGGGAAGCCAAGGAGGGCGAGGAAGGGGAAAAGAUACAGAGAAAACACCCACGCCUUGCCAGCGGUUUGUCCCGUGCCAAGCUGUCUCCGGGACUGCUUUUUGGCGGCCCCUCAUGGUUCCAACAUCUGGACCACGCAAGGCACCAGGGCGACUUUGACAUGUCCUGGGUCCAGAACACGCUGAAGCAGCUUGCGCACUCAGGGACCGCGCCGCGACUUGCACUGUACUAUCUUGGCGUUUGCUUUGCCAGGGAGCCGGAAUCGAUCCGGAAGCCUGCCAAAGCUCUGUUGAAAAAGUACCCUUGCGAAGCAGAGCUCUACGACGCCUAUGCCCUUGCCGAGUACGCCAAUGACGACGAAGAUGUUGCGAUCAAGGUGCUCAGCUCUGCGACCUCAUCGAAGCAUCUUGCACCGGCCUCGACUGUAUGCUCACUUUUGAGGACGUGGAGCUGGAUCGAGCUCGAUAACGGGAAUAAGUGUUCAGCGACGAAGAGGCUGUGUGCCUGCGUCGACGAGUCGUUCAAGCGAGCCCGGCUCAACGACGAACAAGUCUCACCGACAGUCAUUCUCAAGGCCAAACAGAUGCUCAAGUCCCAGGCCGAAUCCUGCCUGUAUGGGGGAAAGGCUGAGCAGGCCAGCGUUCAUCUCGAGUGCUUGAUCCUGCUGUCGUACCUGACCGACGUCGGAGGUAGCGAGCCGGCAUCGGAAUCUCAGGGAAACAUAGCGGCCGCGAUGUUUACGCUCCAGGACCUGUCAAAAGAAGUCGUCGCCUUAGAGGGAGGUUUGGCGAUGCACGAACUUAUGCUCCAAUUUGCUGCCAGACUGUUGUACUGGCAUGCUAGCAAGGGACCAUUCCGGCGAGUGUUUUUGCGCGAACAACUGUCUUCCUUCAUCGAACGGUUCCCUCGAAACACGAUAUUCUUGUUGCUAUUCGAGUGGACCGAUGUCAACUUUCGCGUCAUCAACGAGACGCGGAAUGUCCUCGAUGACAAGGUGCUCGUCAAGGGGACGGAUUGCGUGAGCAGCCGCAUCUUCUCCAUCCAGUACGAGAUGGCUCAAGGCAAUGCGCACAGCACCAAAGCUGCUUUUGAGAGAGCGCUGAAGAGUGAUGUUUGCAAAUCCAGUGUUGGACUGUGGAUUGGUUAUGUGCGCUUUGUCUACUCCCAGAAACAGUGGCUGCGGCAGCCAGCGAGGGACGUCCUCUAUCGGGGGCUUAAGAACUGCCCGUGGAGCAAGAACUUGUUGAUGGAGGCGUUUGGGACGCUGGUGCGGGAUAUGAAGCCGGAUGAGCUGCUUUCGGUGUACCGCGAGAUGACGUCCAAGGGGAUGCGGGUGCACGUGGACAUGGAGGACUACAUGGCCAAGACGGCCGAGAGGCGUGCGUGA